This is a messenger RNA of Symbiodinium sp. CCMP2456, 769 nucleotides long. NCBI's taxonomy places the organism in Eukaryota, Dinophyceae, Suessiales, Symbiodiniaceae. The record is from the annotation of a GenBank genome assembly.
AUGCGACUUCUCACCCUCACGGCGGUCGCCGUCUCGAUCGCGACGGCGGCGCCCCAGGCCGAGGCGUUCUCGCUGUCCUCGAUCUCGUCGCUACUGUCGAACUACGGCGUCAACGUGACGCUGCCGGACCGUGAGAUCAACUUGCCGCCGCGGGUCGAAGAGGUCGCCGCCCGCGCGCUCGGUCGGGCCGAGUCGGUGCUCGAUCACGUGCUGGGCGAUGGCGGCGUCUUGGACCGCCUCGAUAUCCCGGACAUCGACCUGUCGCACGUCAAUCUCCCCGACAUCGACCUCCCCGAGAUCAACCUGCCGGGCUUCCCUGAGAUUGAACUACCGGACUUCAACAACCCCGAUCUCGAUGCGAUCCUCGAUAACGCACGUGACCGAAUCGCGGAGGCCCGCGCCAGGGCCCGGGAGCGUGUCGACGCCGCGCUCGACAAGGUCGCCGACCGUAUCGACAGCGUGCGGGACCGCCUCGAGGAGCGUUUCCCGGACUACGAGUUCCCCGACUACGAACUGCCGAUUUCGCUCGAAGGCCUGAUCGACGAAGCGCACGGCGUGCUCGAUGACAUUCUCGACGAUGAGACGCCGAGCGUCGCGUCGCUGCUUUCGUCGGAAAGCCUCCCGCCCAUCGUCGCCCAGACCUUCCAUUCAGCCAGCAGCAGCGCGAGCUACUUCUCGCUGCCGGCGACCGCGUCGGUUGCGGUCCCCGAGCCAACCACGGCGCUGCUUGGCGCUGCGGGCCUGCUAAUGGCGGGCGUCACCCGCCGCC